ACUAUAUAGUUGAUAAGUUAUGAAUUUUCUCACAUUGUCAUGUCAACGAUACAUCUCAGUUGAUGGAAAGUAUUUCAACCUGUUUGGUAGGUCUUCAUGUUAAAUUAAGAUGAUAAGCAAAAUUACUCUUGUCUUGUGAUAAAAAAAAAGAAACUUUUUGUAUUUUUUGAGUCAUUGGAAGAGUGUUAUAAUGCUCACAUGGAAGAGGAACUAAUAGUGAAGGACCACAUUGCAACAAUGGCAACAAUAAGAAAAAGCCAGAGCAAUGGCGGAUCCAGCACAACCAGGCUGCAGAUGUCGGCUGCUGCAGUUGCUAGCAAUGAAGACCUCUUGAGAGAGAUUCUUACACGUCUUCCUGUGAGACCUCUUGUCAGACUCAAGGUUGUGUGCAAACAAUGGUGCUUUCUCAUCUCUGAUCCUGAGUUUUCUAUCAGUCAUGCCCGCAGAAACCAUAGAUCCAAUGGUUUAUUGUUGAAAGGUCUCAAUCAAGCCCCAGGACUUUCACUCGUACCCCUUGAGGGGUAUCAACCUCCUAGGGUUUUACCAUUCAACUUCCUCAACAAGCGGGGUACAAAUGUUUUAGAUUCGUGCAAGGGCUUGUUGUGCUAUUAUUCUAUGGCAGAUCUUCACAACCCCAUGCUCAUUUCUUACUAUGUUUGUCAUCUUGCUUCUGGGGAUUCCACAAGAAUCGGUGUGUUUGAUGUGCUGUCAACAAUACAUGUAAGAGUUGUCAUUGUAUCUUUUGAUCCUUCGAAGUCAGUUCACUACAAAGUUAUCUUGAUUCAUCAAAUAUCUUCCUCAUCAUCUAACUUUCUACUGAAAAUUGAUAUUUACUCAUCGGUGACCCAAUCUUGGAAGCCUGCCAAAGUUGUCACAGUACCAUAUGAUGCAGGAUUUAACAAUGAAGCAGUUUACAUGAAUGGUGCUAUUUACUGGUAUGAUCGAACCCAAAAAGCAGUUUGGUACCUUGAUUUAGAUGCAGAAUGUCUAGACAGAGUGCCGGAGUUAAAGGAUUGGCUGAAAAUAAGUUCUGUCAAGUAUUUUGGAGAGUCAAGUGGCAACUUGCAUCUCAUUGCAACAUGCAGACUCCAAACUAUGCUACUUACUAUCUAUGAGAUGAAACAAGACAGGUCUGGUUGGUUUGUGAAAUAUCAUUGUGAUCUUCAUGUUCUGGCAGAUGCAUUCCCAAGGAUAUUACGCGCUCACUAUGAUAACCUUCAUGUGUAUCAUCCCUUGUGCCUACUCGAAGGAGAAACACAGGAGGAGGCAACUCUUGUGCUGGUUGUACCUGGGGAAGUGAUUUCUUACAAUCUCAAGACAAAUGCCUUUAAGACUCUGUGUCGUUCUAGAAUGAUUGGAGUAUUAUAUAAAUGGAACGGGGCUAAUGAAUGGGAGACCCUUGGGAUCAAAACUUAUCAAUACUUGGAGACCCUUGCUCGCAUUUGAACACUGUGUUUAAUAAGAUUGUAAUAAAAUAGAAAAGAGAGAACGAAAUCAGGAGUAGAAAUCUAAAAAAUAUGUUUUGCAUUGGUUACUGCUGAACUCACUUGGGUGCAAUAUCUUCUUAAAGACUUUAGUGUCUUUCUUUC
Juglans regia (Persian walnut) is the source of this 1589-nucleotide messenger RNA. Its product is annotated as F-box protein At5g07610-like. The transcript has a single exon. The record is from RefSeq and is a predicted model, not a curated record. Lineage: Eukaryota; Viridiplantae; Streptophyta; Magnoliopsida; Fagales; Juglandaceae. Gene Ontology annotation, molecular function: protein binding. The coding region runs from base 199 to 1446 and encodes 415 amino acids.